AGUUGUGUAGUGGAUUUGUAGUUUGUCACAAUGUUGUUAAAACAUUAUUUUGUUUCCAUAGGCAAUGUUUUUCAUUUUCUUUUGUAAUUUGUACUUUGAAUGAUUUCUGUUGUGUAUUGUGUUGUGUUUACUUUCUUAGCAUUACUGAAUACCUAUGUUGCAGAAUCCGAAAUAUCUCUCUCUCUUGCUGAAGAAUUUUUGGGAAUGAAAAUGAUGCAUUGGAGAGAAGACAGUGUACUGGACAGAAUGAAGCCAUAUUCCAACUUUCUCAUUGUACACAAGGUUGAAGACUGGGGAGGAUAUAAAGCAAUCCCUAUCCUUCAUCCGGCCAUUGCAUCUGCCUGUCUGGAAGAGUUAGAGAGAAGCUUCUCUUUAAAAGUGAGCGAUAUUACUAUGGAGGUUCUUCACUGUGAUCUCUUCUUCAGUGUUGGAGUUGCCAAACACAGAUUGUCAAUUCAUCAAAUGGUGAUUGAAAGGCAGCGCAACAAAGAUGAGAGAGGACGAUUUUCAUCUCUCAUAGACAAAGUCCACAGUCAGCAAGGAAGACAAACUGUCCAAGAAAUAUUUGUGAAAGCAUCAUCCAGGUUUGAAACAAGUGCAUAUAUUCCUCAGGCCUUGGCAAGAUAUUUGUACAUCAAGGAAUCUGACUUCCCAGAGGCUCUGAAAUGGGCAGAAAAGGCCAAGAACAUCAAUGAAAACUCAUACACAUUCGACACAAUUGGGCAGGUUCACAAAAGUCUUUUAAAAUCUAACAACAACAGAGAAAAGCAGGAAACAUCACACAAUCCAGAAGACUUAAACACAAACGUAAAAAAAGCGGAGAAUGCCAUCAGAGCGUUUAAAAGCGCUCAAGAGCUGGCAAACACAGAGAAUGACCCUGAGGAUAAAGCUGCUGCUGAUGAGUCGGGUGACUUUCCCAGAAAGUCAUAUAAUGUUAACGGCUAUGUGGGUGUGCUGGAAAUUGCCUUCAUAGUCUCUGAGAUAUUAUGCAGAUUGCCGUUCUUUGAGGAAAGAGAUCCAAUGAAGAAGAAGUACUUCCAGAGUUACCUGCAAAAAGUAAUCCCAAUCACCAGCGUGCAUAAGGAUGACAAUGACAUCAACAACAGAUAUGUGGAGAUCAUCAAAGAACAUGAGCAGUUUCUCCUUGGUUUGAAAACUGAAGUUAAAGACACAUUUGAUCAUCUUAGCUUUUACUUCACAUGUAUUAAAGGAAACAACUCCGAAUUUGAUUCAAAGAAUCGUUGGACCGUCAGUGGGUUUUUUAAAGACUUUGUAAAUCUUUUUUGCACUGCAACUGAUGAAAUGCAAAAAGAACGACUAAGCAAUCCUAAUCUCAAUUUGAAAAGAAAUAUUGAAGAACGAAGAUUGAUUCUUGAAGUGAAACAUGCAGAUACAUUCACAGGGAUUCUUCAGCAUCUGGACAAGCCUGCCGAAGAGAUUGAGGAGAUCACAGCAUGCUAUGCAUUCUUGCAACAAAAACAGCAAUUCUUCAAUAAAAAACAACAGACAAAGGAAACUAUCAAUUACAUUAUGUCGAAGAUAGUUCUUUACCUUUUGAAACCAAAAUCUAAGCAUGUAAAGACACUCAACCACCUUUCUGAUCUGCUUUUGAAAACUCUGACAGAUGUAGGAUCUGGGUAUCCCUUCCCAGACCCAUACUAUCUGGCUUUGCUGCUGUUCUGGCCAAGUUCUACUCAGGAAAACCAAGAAAUCGUGAGAUAUGUGAAAGCAAUUCGAAGAUCAUCCUGCAAGAGGUUCUCAUUGCUUCGAAAGAGGAGCACAGUUGCCCACCUCUACUUAGGGAAAGAAGAGGGACUCAGUAGGCUUGUUUCCAAACCUCAACUAGAUGAGAAUUUUAAAAAAAUGCGACGUGACACCUUGCCACAACUUUGGCGAAAUGGAAAUAUAUUUAAAACACAGGCGAUUAUCAAACGUCUUCAUCGAGUCGUUGGAACCAUUGAGCAAGGAGAGGUGUUCGCCAUUUACAGAAAACUGAAAAUCCCUGUGCGUCCAGCUCUCAUUGCUGGUACAAGAAGUGGUUGCAGCACAGAAAAGGUUUCUUUCUACCUUGGCUUUGCUAUUGAUGGACCCCUUGCUUAUGACAUUCAGUAUGAAAACUAGGGUAAGGGACUGUAAAUAACAAAGUGCAAAUUGCACAAGUGCAGCAAAAGUGCCAAGACAAUUGUUAGGUUUGAAAUAUGGGCGUGACAGCCACUGAAUCACUGUGAUGGAUUCCAAACACACCUCAUAAAAGCACAUGAGCAAAUUAUAAAUAAGACAGAUUGAAGGUACACGUGCCAAUCCUGUAGCUCAUGCAUAUUUCAUUUUAAAAAAGUAAUCCUGUUGCUCUAAUGGCUUAUGCAUAUCUUUUUUUAUUACUUAUUUUAUUUUAUCUUCAUUUUACGUCAUUUCAUAUUUUAAAGUCUUAUCUUUACUCUUACUAGUUAUCAUUAAAUGUGUCAGAGACAGAUUUCACAGUCAAAAGGCUUUUUAUGUCACAUUAAGAUAAUGUCAUUACAUUUUUUUAAACAUUUGUUAUGUAAUUUAUAAUGAGUUUUUUAUAUAUUUUAAGUCUUUUAAAGUUGUGGCAAAGUGUCUGUUGAAAUGCAGAGUUAAAUGCCUGGCCCUGCAGCUCUAGCUACAGUGCCCUUUCCCACCUAUCUUGUUCAGACUGUUCAGUUUGAUCAGAACCAUUACAGGUGUGAAACCCACCAACAGUUGUGUAGUGGAUUUGUAGUUUGUCACAAUGUUGUUAAAACAUUAUUUUGUUUCCAUAGGCAAUGUUUUUCAUUUUCUUUUGUAAUUUAUACUUUGAAUUAUUUCUGUUGUGUAUUGUGUUGUGUUGUAAUUUAUUUUACAUUUGUGUUGCCUCUUGGAUUUGUAGUGAUUGGUAGGUCUACCUAUUUGCUUGAACAGAGUUCAUAUUUAAUUGUUUUAAUGUAUAUUUGUAGUGAGGCACAAUCUGAUCCACUUGUUUUUUUCAUUUAAAAUGUUGUCAUUGAAUUUGCUUUCUUUUGUAUCCAGUCACAUUUUGGAGGACAUCUUUCUUUAUGGAGGCUUAAAGUAUCAAGGAUUUAUAUUGGUGCCACUCAAUUGGUUUGUGAUUGGUAUAUUAACUUUGAGGUCAAAAUUAUAAAAAUGAUUCUGAAUGUAAUAUACUGUAAAGUCAGUAAGAACACAUGAGUAGUUGAGAAAAAUGAUAAAUACGUUUUAUUUGACGUGUCUGUGCAUAUUUACAUUGUGCCAUUAGUCAGAGCCACCCUAGUCAAAAAACUGGACAUGCCACUGAAAUGUAUACAAUCAUAAACGUUGCAUUACAAACAAUCAUAUCUUGUGUAUCUGUUUAAUUGUUUUUUGUAGAAUUAAAUAAUUGUAACCCUGACUUAA
This is a messenger RNA of Trematomus bernacchii (emerald rockcod), 3387 nucleotides long. Its product is annotated as sterile alpha motif domain-containing protein 9-like. Gene Ontology annotation, cellular component: cytoplasm. Lineage: Eukaryota; Metazoa; Chordata; Actinopteri; Perciformes; Nototheniidae. The transcript has a single exon. The record is from RefSeq and is a predicted model, not a curated record. Bases 100 to 2121 code for a protein of 673 amino acids.